Molecule: messenger RNA, 1431 nt
Organism: Colletotrichum paranaense
Lineage: Eukaryota; Fungi; Ascomycota; Sordariomycetes; Glomerellales; Glomerellaceae
Product: ribosomal protein L24E
Exons: 2
Coding region: 1-1431 (476 amino acids)
Source: RefSeq, a predicted model, not a curated record
AUGGGUCUUUUCUCUAUGCAGCAUCACCCCCACCAUCAGCCCCAGGGUCACGCACCUACACAGCAGCAGCAGCAACAUCUGCAGCAGCACCAGCAACAUCCUCGACCCUCGAGCGUUGUUCAUCAACAGCAUCAUCCCCAGGCCCAGUCGCAGCAGCAUCCCUCCUACGCCUCCGCCGGACACCCAAUUGCUCCCGCCUACCAGCAGCAGCAGAGCCAGCCCUCCAACGCCCAGCAGCAGCACUCCCAGGACGGCCUUCCCUACUACGCGCAUCCGAGUCCCUACAGCACCCCAGGCGCGACAAGCGGAUACACAUCCGCUGCAGACCAAUCCGACAUGAUGGCCGCCGCUCAAAUGCCGAGACCACCUUACCCUCCCAUGUCCUACCACACACCGCAGUCGAACUCGCCCGCGUCGGUAGCCUCGCCUUCCCAACAUGACCAGCACAGAAGCAUCUACGGCCAGCCGCCGUCUCAACCUCUCCAGCAGCACAUGUACUACCAGACGCCGCAAGCCCACUACCCGUCGAUGCAGGCGCAACCCCAACAGUCUCCCUACGCGCAACACCAGGCUCAGACCCACCAGUCCAUGUCUUCGCAGCCCAACAUGAUGAUGUCUGCGCAGUCCCAGCAGCAGCAGCAACACAUGCCCCAGCACCAGGCGCAACAACACCAGGCCCAGAUGACCAACAGCCCCCGCGGCCAGAUGAAGACGGAGCCCCAGGUGCCGCUGCAGCUCCAGAAGCCUCAGACGACUCCCAUGCAACACCAGCAGCACCCUCAGAACGGCGCUGCUCUCAACACCCCCACAGGAUCGACUCCUGGCGGUGUCAACCCCAAUGCGGCGCCUGGACCCAUUCCGGCCACUACGCCUUUGGUUGUAAGACAAGACCAGAACGGUGUUCAAUGGAUCGCGUUUGAGUACUCUCGCGACCGUGUCAAGAUGGAGUACACCAUCCGCUGCGAUGUUGAGUCGGUCAACACGGACGAGCUCUCGGCCGAAUUCAAGACGGAGAACUGCGUUUACCCCAGAGCCUGUUGCCCCAAGGACCAAUACCGAGGCAACCGCCAAGUAUACGAGACCGAGUGCAACACGGUCGGAUGGGCUCUUGCUCAGCUGAACCCUCCUCUGCGCGGCAAGAGAGGUCUUAUCCAGCGCGCCGUGGACAGCUGGCGCAACAGCAACCAAGACCCCCGGCUCCGAAGCCGAAGAGUGCGCCGAAUGGCCAAGAUGAACACCCGGAAAUCGGUUCAGGGCGGCCCUCACCCUGCUCACAUGGGCGGCCCCAGUCCGCCAGGGAUGGCUCAAGGUGCUGGUGGCAUGGGCCCCGCGGGUGCAUCAGCCAAGAUGCCUGGAAUGAACAUGGGUCAUAUGCCGCACACCAACGCUCCGGGUGGAGGGGAUGAAGUCGGUAUGUUUCACCAGAUGUGA